CUCGGGAGCGCGGGCCCGGCACAGCCGCCCGCGUGGCGCCUAUCUCGUCCGGGCGCAAGGCGGGCCCGCUGGAGCCUGCGCGCCCCCGCGGCCGACGGCGCCUCGCGCGGCCCUACGCGCGCGGUCCGCCCCGCCGCCACCCGGGGCCUCCUCCCGCCUCUUUGGACCCCGCCGAUCGGCUUGAGCUCUCCGCGCCCCUCGGCUUCGGGAGCACUGCGCCCCCGGUGACUUCUGACACCGCGUAUCCGCCAUUACCUAGAUCCAAGAUGAAUAGCGAUCAAGUUACACUGGUUGGUCAAGUGUUUGAGUCAUAUGUUUUGGAAUACCAUAAGAACGAUAUUCUUCUCAUCUUGAAGGAAAGAGAUGAAGAUGCUCAUUACCCAGUUGUGGUUAAUGCCAUGACCCUUUUUGAGACCAACAUGGAAAUCGGGGAAUAUUUCAACAUGUUCCCUAAUGAAGUGCUAACUAUUUUUGAUAGUGCACUGCGAAGAUCAGCCUUGACAAUUCUCCAGUCCCUUUCUCAGCCUGAAGGUGUCUCCAUGAAGCAGAAUCUUCACGCCAGGAUAUCAGGAUUGCCUGUUUGUCCUGAGCUGGUGAGGGAGCACAUCCCUAGAACCAAGGAUGUGGGACACUUUUUAUCUGUCACUGGGACAGUGAUUCGAACGAGUUUGGUGAAGAUCCUGGAGUUUGAGCGGGAUUACAUGUGUAACAAAUGCAAGCAUGUAUUUGUAGUCAGGGCCGACUUUGAGCAGUAUUAUACCUUCUGUCGGCCAUCCUCAUGUCCCAGCUUGGAGAGCUGUGAUUCUGCAAAAUUCACUUGCCUCUCAGACUUGUCUUCAUCUCCAACUAGGUGUAGAGAUUAUCAGGAAAUCAAAAUUCAGGAACAGGUUCAAAGGCUAUCUGUUGGAAGUAUCCCACGAACAAUGAAGGUUAUCCUGGAAGAUGACUUAGUAGACAGUUGCAAAUCUGGUGAUGACCUCACUAUUUAUGGGGUUGUAAUGCAACGGUGGAAGCCCUUUCAGCAAGAUGUGCGCUGUGAAGUGGAGAUAGUCCUGAAAGCCAAUUAUGUCCAAGUAAAUAAUGAGCAGUCUGCAGGGAUCAACAUGGAUGAGGAAGUCCGAAAAGAAUUUGAAGAUUUUUGGGAAUACUAUAAGAGCGAUCCUUUUGCAGGAAGGAAUGAAAUAUUGGCUAGCUUGUGCCCUCAAGUUUUUGGAAUGUACCUAGUAAAGCUUGCUGUGGCCAUGGUGCUGGCUGGUGGGAUUCAAAGGACCGAUGCUACAGGAACACGGGUCAGAGGUGAAUCUCAUCUUUUAUUGGUUGGGGAUCCUGGCACAGGGAAAUCUCAAUUCCUCAAAUAUGCAGCAAAAAUUACACCAAGGUCUGUGCUCACCACAGGAAUUGGAUCUACUAGUGCAGGUCUGACGGUAACUGCUGUAAAAGACUCAGGAGAAUGGAAUUUGGAGGCUGGGGCAUUAGUCCUUGCAGAUGCAGGCCUUUGCUGUAUUGAUGAGUUUAACAGCCUCAAAGAGCAUGACAGAACCAGUAUCCACGAAGCAAUGGAGCAACAAACCAUAAGUGUUGCUAAGGCUGGCCUCGUGUGCAAGCUGAACACAAGGACCACCAUCCUCGCAGCAACCAACCCCAAAGGCCAGUAUGACCCCCAUGAGUCUGUGUCAGUGAACAUUGCCCUUGGCAGCCCACUCUUAAGUCGAUUCGACCUGAUCCUGGUUUUGCUUGAUACCAAGAAUGAAGACUGGGAUCGUAUAAUUUCUGCCUUUAUCUUAGAAAACAAAGGUUAUCCAAGCAAGUCAGAGAAGCUCUGGAGCAUGGAAAAGAUGAAAACCUAUUUCUGCCUCAUUAGGAAUCUGCAGCCCACACUGUCUGAUGAGGGUAAUCAAGUUCUCCUCCGGUACUACCAGAUGCAGAGGCAGAGCGAUUCCCGGAACGCUGCCCGGACAACCAUCCGCCUGCUGGAAAGCUUGAUACGAUUGGCAGAAGCUCAUGCUCGCCUGAUGUUCCGUGACACAGCGACUCUGGAAGAUGCUAUUACAGUGGUGUCGGUAAUGGAGUCCUCCAUGCAGGGAGGUGCACUGCUAGGAGGUGUGAAUGCACUCCACACAUCCUUUCCUGAUAACCCUCUGGAGCAGUACCAGAAGCAGUGUGAACUUAUUCUGGAAAAGCUGGAGCUGCACAGCCUCUUACGUGAAGAGCUAAGAAGACUUGAAAGGUUACAGAAUCAGAGUGUGUGUCAACACCAGCCACAGGCAAUGGAAGCAGAGACGACUUCAGGGUCCCUGAGAGAUGAUCCAGGGGAAGAAUCAAAGCUCAGACCAUCAGCUCAGCAGGAAGUGAACUGUAGCACACAUCUGUCCUCUACUGGAGGCAGGCCCGGGGGAAGCCCACCUCUCAAUCCCCCGUCCCAUCUGGGGCCCGAUAGACUGACAAGUAGAAGGCAUUCAGCUGAGCACAAAAAUAGCCAAGAUGACAGUUUGGACUGGUUUGACUCCAUAGCAACUCAUCCGAUGGAACCUAAAAACACUGUUCCUGUGUCUUCUAGUCCCCAAACAAGUGGGGGGGAAAUGGCUUUGAAAAUCUCCAACAACAAAUCUCAGGGUAAGGAAAAAAGGGAGCCAGGCCAAAGGAGCAAAUUGGAAACUGGACCGCUUCCAACACCAGAAGAGACAGAAGCUCCAUUGAGGCCAGACAGCCUUGAGGGUGAAAAGGCAAAAAAGGCAGCAAAGGUUUCUGAAGCAGCAGUAUCUGCUGAUGAGCCAGACUCAGUACUGACUCAUCACGUUCCCAGGAAACUGCACAAGCUGCUCAAGGAGAGGGCCCAGGAUUUGUGCAGGAAUCCCGCCAGGCCGCCCUCGCAGCCCACAGGCUCUCCUCAUCCUCGGCCCACUCCUGUACAGAGCCCAGAGAGAGUGCUUGGAACUCCCAAAAGAAAGAGACAGAAAUCCCUUGCUCGGGUGCAAGAGCCCCACCUUGAAAGUGUUGAGAGUCCGGGUCCCCCUGUGGCCAAACUGGCAAAAUUUACUUUCAAACAGAAGUCAAAACUGAUCCACUCUCCUGAAGAUUGCAGCCAUGUGUCUCCUGGCACAAGUAAAACCGCAGUUCAGAGUCCUGAAAUUCCCCAACGUAGAGCAAGAGGAAAAGCAGCUCUGCCUGGGAAGGGUCCAGAAAAGCUGGCCUCUACCUCAGAAAUCAGAAGCCCAGCUCAGCUGCAAGAUAAGACAAAGGAGGUGUCACGGCAGCCACCGGACAAAGACGGACCAAGAGAGAAGAGGGAAUGUGCCCCUGCAAAGGGAGCUGUCCAGCCUGAAUUAGAGCUUGGGAGCAACACUGGGCGUUUCCAUCUUGCUUCUGAAAGAGACAGAAAGGAAGAGGUUUCGUGCCAUAGUAAAAGUGGCAAGGUUCAUGCUUGCACAUUAGCAAGAUUGGCAAACUUCUCCUUUACUUCCCCCUCUGAAUCCAAAUCAGAAUCCCCUCCUCCUCCUGAAAGUAAGAACCCGGGUGAGGGAGGCCCCAGCCCUCUUCUUGUGACCGCAGCUACAGUGCUUGGCAGGAAAAGGAAAACUUUUCAGCUGGGGGGAUCCACCGAGAGACUAAGUCUUUCCAGAACAUCUCUCUUCACUUUACCGGAACUAGACGAUGAACCAUUAGAUUUUGAUUGGGAUGAAGAAAUGAGAAAAAAGCCAUAAUCAUGAAAAGCUUUCUGGUCAAGUCAAGUUUCACCCUCAUCCACUCAAGCCAGCACCUUCAGGAUAUCAACAUGGUAUCUAUGGAUAUAUAGAAGUAUUGACCAUAUUGGGCGCCAUUCUGAACACCAGCCCCCCCAUCAGGUUUUAUAAAUUCAGGUUUAUCUUCAUGAUUUGAAAAACUGUAUAAUCAAUGAAGGUCAGUGUGAUACCAGUGCUUGAAUCUAAUUAAUUAACAAUUGUGCUUGAUUUUGCAAACAGAGUACUUAUAUUCCCAAAGAUGUUUCUGUUUGUUUUGUUUGGGUUUGGUUUGUUCUUUUUUAGGGGGUAGGUUUUUCCUGCGAUCCCUUCAUUCACUCAGGAGCAAAUGCCAGGAAACACUCACAAUGCUGACAAGUCAGAUGAACUCUUUCUCUUUGUUUUUUUCCUUUGUUGUUUUUUUUUUCCACCCAAGAUGUGCUGAGUGUGGUAAAUAUUUAUUAUGAUUUGCCAAAAUCAUGUGAUAUUUUUUCUCAUUUUUUGUAUUUAUUCUCAUGUGUCAGAUGAAAUAUGACUGAAGCUUUUGUUUCUUUGAGAGGUCUUCUCACAGUUCCAUGAUAGUCAUAGAGAUCUGGCCACUGGUCAGAUAGUAGCUUUCUUGGGGUAUUGACCUUCUGAGUUUUCCUUUCUUUCUUGAGCCAACAGUUUGUGCUUCAGAUUCUUUUUUAUGUCUUGGGGACUUACCUUCAAUACAAUUUAAAUCCUACAGUUGGAAGAAGAGAGUGUGCAGUAGUCUCAGUCAUAUAUCAUGGCAUCCGUCCAAGUGGUUAACAUGGAAACAUGAUUCCUACUAAGUUAUGAUUCAUUUGUCUUUAAAACCAAGCAAUAACUGUGUUUGGUAGGAAAAGACCACUCAAGCUUUGUUUUUCUUAAAUGCUUUUAGAGUAACUGCUUCUUUUAGAUUCUAGCAAGGGUUGUUAGGAUUUCAUAAUUAUAGACGUUCUCUUCUGAAGUUUGAAUUUGGAAAAUGAUAAUAGAUUCUUUCAUUGUCUGAGGGACUUUAGACAUGAGGAAUACUGAAAACUAUAUGUACUUUGUCUAAUGAUCACUUCAUUAAAUUCAUACAGAAAAAAAUUAGGAAUCUCAAUUUUUCUUGAGCGUUUAAACAUUAAUUCCAAAAUUGACUAAUUAAAUUUUCUGAAAAAUUUUAAACUAUGAGUACAAAUUUAGUAUGGAUGAGUCUUGAAAUCCUCAGACACCUUAAGCAGCUGAUGAACAACAUACAUGUAAUGUUAUUAUUGCACAUUCACAUAAACCUAUCCUAAAACAUCAAGGCUAUGGUUUAGGUAAUUUCUUCAUUAUUUCUGUACUUUACUAACUUCCCAGUGUAGUAUGAUUCUUAGUGUGAUAUAUUCCUAAUCUUUAAAUAUUAGUACUUCCCUGAGUUUUAGCAUUCUUACGAGAACUAAAUGAAAAGCAAAGCAUCUGGGUUGUUGACUGGUGAUUCUUGGCCUGGACAUGGUCUGAUUGUGAAGACUAGGGUAAUUCAAACUUGAGCCACAAUGUUGAGCUGACUUUUUUUAUUGUAAACUUUUAAGUUCCUUUCUUAUAAAUUUUUGUCUUUGAAACUUGGUAUCUUUUGCACUAACGAUGUAUUAAGCUGGGCAUGGCUGAUAAUUCCUAACCUAUUGAUUUGCCAUUAGGGUAUUUUGAUCUGUUCUGUUUUUAUCAUUUAAUAUGGUUGUAGUCUAGAGCUUUCAUUUUUCAUUUCAAUCUUGAUUGUAGAGCAGUUAGUUUCAUGUAGUUAACUUGUCUCUUCAGGACACUGAGUAAUUCAUAUUUUAAAAUACAGUGUUGAAUUGUCCAUCUUCCUUAGUUACUGUAUAUGACCGUCUAUGCCAUCUUCUACCUGGUGUUAUCUCACCAUAUGUCCUAUUAUUUGUGUUAAUAAAUCUACCCUACUUUUUUUAGUACCUUCUUCUGCCAGGAUCAUUUGGUCAAGUUACAAGUUCCAUGUGUUUAUUCUUCAGUGCUUACCCAGAGAGCAAUAACUAUAUAUGUAAAUAUUAUAAACAGACAUAAUUAUUAGAAGAAAUAAACUACUCAAUAUGAAUGCUCCCCUACUUAUUAAAAAAAAAAAACUACUGUCACAGCUUACUUUCGUGUUAUGACCACCUCUGUACUUGUUUUUGAUGUGCAAAUUCUUACAACUCAGUCAAUGGGAAGUCCCUUUAUGUUCACACCAAUGUCCUUUUAAGACUCUGACUUUCACAAAAGCACCCAUGCUAUCUGAAAACAACAGCAUGUUCCAGACUCAUUUUAUUUUUUUUCCCAACUCAAGUCAUAGAAUCCACUACCCCUAAGGCACUUUAUUCCUUUAGUGACAAACGGAAUUAAAGGCCGAACUCAGAGCUUUGGGGAUGCACGGGGAAGUCAGUACUACCACUACUGUGGGGUCCCUUAGUUUCAGAGCUGAACAUGUUUAAUGUCCUGAGGUCACAUUUUAUCCUGCUGUGUCCUACUUUAUUUUAUACUGUGUGAUUUCACAACCACUAAGACUUUCUCUUAUAUGGUGUUUAAUGUGUGUACCAAGGAAAAACACAGAUGUCUCAGGGGAAAUAUGUACAGUCUCAAAAAUCAUAUUUGUAGUCAAUAAAGGAAAGUAUAAAAAUCACCUUUAAUUCUGAAUCAACAUGU
Messenger RNA from Physeter macrocephalus (sperm whale), 6374 nucleotides. RefSeq names its product minichromosome maintenance 9 homologous recombination repair factor (gene MCM9). The transcript is spliced from 13 exons. The record is from RefSeq and is a predicted model, not a curated record. Gene Ontology annotation, molecular function: ATP hydrolysis activity; single-stranded DNA binding; single-stranded DNA helicase activity. Gene Ontology annotation, biological process: double-strand break repair via homologous recombination. NCBI's taxonomy places the organism in Eukaryota, Metazoa, Chordata, Mammalia, Artiodactyla, Physeteridae. Bases 267 to 3701 code for a protein of 1144 amino acids. Gene Ontology annotation, cellular component: MCM complex; nucleus.